Bombina bombina (fire-bellied toad) is the source of this 1522-nucleotide messenger RNA. RefSeq names its product glycosylphosphatidylinositol anchor attachment 1 (gene GPAA1). NCBI's taxonomy places the organism in Eukaryota, Metazoa, Chordata, Amphibia, Anura, Bombinatoridae. The coding region runs from base 59 to 1522 and encodes 487 amino acids. The transcript has 12 exons. Gene Ontology annotation, cellular component: GPI-anchor transamidase complex; membrane. The record is from RefSeq and is a predicted model, not a curated record. Gene Ontology annotation, biological process: attachment of GPI anchor to protein.
UCCGGAAGUGUCUGUCUGCCUGUGUGCAGUGACAGGAGGAGGAGGAAACGGCAUCACCAUGGGACUUCUCUCUGACCCGAACCGCCGGCAGGCUCUGUCUCGUAUCAUCACCAAGCUGAACACUCCUCUCUGCAUCAUCAGUUACCUGAUGGGCAUAGGCUGGUUCCUGGGCUUGGCAUUCCAACCGUUUACCCUACGCUCAUACAUCUCGGAGAACGCUAUGGGAUCCACCAUGGUGGAGGAACAGUUUGUGUCUGGGGACAGAGCGCUUUCCUACGCCAGAGAGUUUGCAGCGCACAGAAAGGCGGCUGGAGGUUCUCCUGUGGCCUGGCUGGAGAGGACGAUGAGAUCUGUGGGUCUGGAGGUUUACACACAGAGCUUCUCUCGCACACUGCCCUUCCCUGAUGAGUCAACUGAGAGAUAUAUGGUGAAAGGCACAAAUGUGUACGGCAUCCUGCGGGCGCCUCGUGCAGCGAGUACGGAAUCGCUGGUUUUGAGUGUCCCGUGUAGUGAGGGGCAGAAUAAUAACCAAGCAGUGGGGCUGCUACUGGCACUGGCGUCAUAUUUCCGAGGGCAGAUAUAUUGGGCUAAAGAUAUCAUCUUCCUGGUGAACGAGCAUGAUCUUAUUGGGAUGGAGGCCUGGCUUGAGGGCUACCAUGAUGUGAAUGUAACAGAGGUAAAAUCCUCAGUAAUGGUGGGACGCGCAGGCGCCAUACAAGCUGCCGUGUCCCUGGAGAUGAGCAGCGAUGUGGUCACCAGCUUUGAUGUAGUUGUGGAGGGGCUGAACGGGCAGCUGCCUAACCUGGACAUGGUGAACUUGUUCAAUGCCUUCUGCCAGAAGAACAAGCUGCUCUGCACCAUCCAGGGAAAGCUGCAGCGCAAUGACUACGACACAUUCCCUGGGUACGUACACAACCUGGAGACCAUGAUGCUUAUGGUGCUGAAGCAGGGCUCCGGCAGGCCUCAGGGCGACCAUGGUCUCUUCCUGCGCUACCAUAUCGAGGCCAUCACCCUGCGCGGCAUCAACAGCUUCCGUCCUUACAAAUACGACACAAGCACCGUGGGCAAGACAAUUGAAGGGAUGUUCCGCAAACUGAAUAACCUGUCUGAGCGCCUGCACCAGUCUUACUUCUUCUACUUGUUACCUUCAUUGUCACGAUUUGUGUCCAUCGGGAUCUACAUGCCAGCCAUUGGCUUCAUCAUUUUAAUUCUCAUCCUCCGCAUAUCCUUUACUGAGGAAACUCACUCUCUGGACCUGUGGAUUAAGCUCAGUCGGUCUGAGAUAGUGACAGAGGACGGAGAGCUGGACGAUGAAGAGGAGAUGAUGGUCUUAGCAGAUAUUAUCUAUGACCCUGUUUGUUCCCCCAGAACUACAAGAGGAGAAGAAACAGGACCUCUUGAUCGUGUGGGACAAGUCAUGCUGUCGCUCAGCAUAGAGAUGCGUUAUCUGCCUUUCCCGUAUUUCAAGGCAAACACAGAAGAAAGGAAACCCACGUGGUCAAUACAGCUUCUGAUGCUUUGA